AUGCUCCAUUUGAGCAUCUCCUACAAUCAACCUAAACUUUGCGCAAAUGCAUCGUGGAAUUCUACAGCAAUAACGUUCGCGAACAGCACUGUAGUUGGUACAAGUCCCACUGGUAUUUUUGUCGAUUCAAAUAAUACCGUCUAUGUUGCUGAUCGAUUAAAUAAUCGGAUCCAGGUAUGGCUUAACGGCAAUAUGACACCCUCAAGAACUAUCUCUGGUGGUUUGUACGCAUCUUAUAGCCUUUUCGUCACAGACAAUGGUGAUAUUUAUGUCGAUAAUGCCUAUUCAAAUAUGCGAAUAGACAAAUGGGGAACAAAUUCAAAUAGUAGUGUUCCGGCGAUGUAUGUUUGUCCACAAUGCACUGGUGUUUUCGUCGAUAUCAAUAAUAUGCUCUACUGUUCAGUGUAUGCUUCUCAUCAAAUUGUCUCGCAAUCAUUGGAUAAAAGUCUCAAUAUGUUGAGUAUUGUCGCUGGUACAGGUACUGCUGGAGCAACAUCGUUAACACUUAAUUCUCCUCGCGGGAUCUUCGUCGAUAAUAAUCUUAGUUUAUAUGUGGCUGAUGGCAACAAUAAUAGAAUUCAAAAAUUUUUAUCAGGACAGUUGAAUGGAACAACAAUAGCAACAGGAACCAUCACUUUGAAUUUGCCAAUUGCAGUUGUUCUUGAUGCUGAUGGAUAUCUAUUUAUUAGUGAUUUUAAUAAUAACCGUAUUAUUGGCUCAGGACCUUACGGAUUUCAAUGUAUUGCCGCUUGUUCUGGACUAGGAUCGCAAUCGAAUCAGUUAUAUGCCCCAAGAAUGCUUAGUUUUGACAGUUAUGGAAACAUAUUUGUCAGUGAUUACGGCAAUAAUAGAAUUCAAAAAUUUCUCCUGAUUACAAAUGCAUGUAAUGGAACGACAGCUGUUACAACUAUAUCUACUGUAACUUCAACCAAUACUACUUUGACAACUGCAUCAUCUUCAAAACUUCUUUCUUACAAUUUACCGAAAUUCACUGCCUAUACUUCUUGGAGCGCCAAUGGAAUAACUUUUGCUAAUACGACUAUAAUUGGAACAAAUCCGUAUGGUAUAUUUAUUGAUACUAACAAUACUAUAUAUGUAUCUGAGCGAACUCCAAACCGUGUUCAGGUGUGGCAUGACAGUAGCAGCACACCCAUAAGGAUUCUCACCAGUGGUUUGUCUAAUCCAUUUACUGUAUUCGUUACUAUUAAUGGUGAUAUCUAUAUCGAUAAUGGUGGUUCAAAUACUCGAGUUGAUAAAUGGACAUUAAAUUCAAGUACUAGUACGUCAGCAAUGUAUGUGAAGAACUCGUGUUGGGGUCUCUUCAUCGAUAUUAAUAAUAAUCUUUAUUGUUCAAUGUAUGCACUCAAUCAAGUUGUCGUGAAAUCAUUGACUACUAAUUCAGCUAUGUGGACAGUUGCUGCUGGUGCAAACUGUUCGGUACCAAGUACGAAUACACUUAAUGGUCCUUGUGGAAUUUACGUUGAUAUAAAUCUUAAUUUAUAUGUUGCUGAUUGCGGUAACAGUCGAAUUCAAUUAUUUCUAUCAACACAAGUAAUUGGAAAAACGGUCGCAGGUACGGGAGCAAUAGGGACUAUUGCUCUAAGUUGUCCUACUGGAAUUGUUCUUGAUGCUAAUGAUUAUCUCUACAUUACGGACUGUGAUAAUCACCGUAUUGUUGCGUCAGGACCGAACGGAUUUCGCUGUUUGGUUGGAUGUUCAGGCGUUUCUGGGUCAUCAUCUAGUCAAUUAUAUUAUCCAACAGCUCUAAGUUUUGAUAGUUAUGGAAAUAUGUAUGUUGUUGAUCAAUAUAAUAAUCGAAUACAAAAGUUUCUUAUAGAAAGUACUUCUUAUAGUGUGACUCUUAAUCAACCAAAUCUGUGUCCAUCUGCAACUUGGUAUACAAAUGCAAUUACAUUUGCUAAUAGUAGUACGGCUGGAACUUAUGUAUAUGGUGUUUUUGUUAGUAUUAAUAAUACUGUUUAUGUAGCUAAUCAACAAACUAAUAAGGUUGUAGUAUGGCUCGAAGGAAGUAUUAAUCCAGAUAAAAUUAUUUCUGGUAAUCUGAGUACACCAAAUGAUCUUUUUGCUACUCCCCUAGGCGAUAUAUAUGUCGAUAAUGGUGCAAAUGGUCGAGUUGAUAAAUUUGCAUUCAACUCAAAUCUAAGUACUUCUGUAAUGUCAGUUCCUGCUGCGUGUUAUGACAUUUUUGUUGAUAUUAGUAAUACUCUUUAUUGUUCAGCGUCUAGUUCUAAUCAGGUUGUUAAGAAAUGGUUAAAUGAUAAUGUACUCACGUCAACUAUCGUUGCUGGCAACGGUACAGCUGGAUCAACAGCAACUAUGCUUAACUUCCCUAUUGGAAUUUUUGUCGACGCUAAAUUUAAUUUAUAUGUUGCAGAUUCUACUAAUUGCAGAAUACAGAUGUUUCCUAUUGGACAAUUCACUGCAAUAACUUUAGUAGGAGCUAGUGUACCAGGAACUAUUACACUUUUGAAUCCAAGUGGUAUUACAUUAGAUGGUAAUGGAUAUCUUUUUAUUGCGGAUUGUUAUAAUCAUCGAAUAAUUGGAUCAGGACCAUAUGGUUUUCGAUGUUUAUUUGGAUGUACAACAAUAUCUGGUUCUGCACCAAGUCAAUUGUAUUAUCCAGCCACUUUAAGAUUUGAUAGUUAUGGAAAUCUAUUUGUUGCUGAUAGAUUUAACUAUCGCGUGCAAAAGUUUAUAUUAGCAUCAAAUUCAUGUAGUCUUUCUUAUAAUCAACCAACAUUUUGUUAUAAUGCUUUAUGGUAUUCUAAUGCAACAACUUUUACAUCAAGUAGUACAAUUGAUACAUUACCAUAUGGUAUUUUUAUUAAUGGAAUUAAUACUGUGUAUGUACCUAAUCGAGUUAGCAACACUAUUUUAUCAUGGCCACAAGGAAGUAAUACAUCAACAAGUAAAAGUUAUAGUAAUUUGAGUAAUCCAUAUAGUCUUUUUAUGUCUAUUACUGGUGAUAUUUAUAUUGAUAAUGGUUAUUCAUAUGGUCGAGUUGAUAAAUAUACAUUUAAUACAUCAAAUCGUGUAACUGUUAUGAAUGUUAAUGGAAGUUGUUAUGGUUUAUUUAUUGAUAUUAAUAAUAAUCUUUAUUGUUCACUUAAAAAUCUUCAUCAAGUAGUUAAACUUUUACUUAAUAAUGGUACAACCAUUCCGACAAUUGCAGCCGGGAAUGGUUCUGCUGGAUCACUAUCAAAUAUGCUUAAUUCUCCUCAAGGAAUCUAUGCUGAUAGUAAUCUGAACCUUUAUAUUGCAGAUUGUGCUAACAAUCGUAUUCAAUUUGUUCAAACUGGUCAAUUAAAUGGAGUGGCAGUCGUUGGUAAUGGAUCAUCAACAAAUAUUAUGCUCAACUAUCCAACUGGAAUUGUCCUUGAUGCUAAUGGUUAUUUAUUUAUUGUCGAUAGUUAUAAUCAUCGUAUUGUUGCUUCAAGUUAUUAUGGUUUUCGAUGUAUAGUGGGAUGUUUGGGAGGUGGUUCAACUGCGUCUCAAUUAUCUUUUCCACAAAGUAUGGCUUUUGAUAGCUAUGGAAAUAUAUAUGUUACUGAUCGAAAUAAUAGUCGAGUGCAACAAUUCACUCUUCAAACUAACAAUUGCAGUAAGUUUCAAUACCGACUACCACCACCACUACUACUACGAGCAGCACCAGCAGUACCUCAACUAGCACUACUACUACUACCACGAGUAAGACUACAAGCAGUAGCAGUACAACAAGUAGUACUACCACCACCACUAGUAGCACUACUACUACUACAACCAGUACUACGAGUAGCACUACGACUAGCAGUACCACUACGAGCAGUAGCACUACCACUACCACCACCAGUACCACAAGUAGCAGUACUACAAGUAGCGCUACUACUACUACCACCACCAGCAGUACAACUACAAGCAGUAGCAGUACCACAAGUACGACUACUACUACUACUGCUACCACAAGUACUACAACAAGUAGCAGUAGUACCACAAGUAGUACUAGUACGAGCAGCAGUAGCACCUCAAGUAGCACUACUACCACGACCACCACUAGCAGUACUACUACUACUACCACCACAAGUACUACAACAAGUAGCAGCAGUACCACAAGUACCACUACCACCACAAGCAGUAGUACCUCAAGUAGCACCACUACAAGCAGUAGCAGUACCACAAGUAGUACUACUACGAGCAGCACUAGUACCUCAAGUAGCACCACUUCAAGCAGCAGCAGUACUUCAAGUACUACUACUACUGCCACUACCACCACUAGUACUACAACAAGUAGCAGCACCACAAGCAGUACUACCACGAGCAUUAGCACUACUACUACCACUACCACCACCAGCAGUACCACUACGAGCAGUAGCAGUACCACAAGUAGUACUACCACCACAAGCAGUAGUACCUCAAGUAGCACCACUACAACCAGCAGCAGCACUACAAGUAGCAGUACUACAAUUAGUACUACCACUACCAGUACCUCAAGUAGCACGGCAUCCAUCACAACUUCUCAAACAUCAAAUAUUAAUGAAACUUGUUAUUCACCGACGAUUACAUUGA
Adineta steineri is the source of this 4563-nucleotide messenger RNA. The record is from the annotation of a GenBank genome assembly. NCBI's taxonomy places the organism in Eukaryota, Metazoa, Rotifera, Eurotatoria, Adinetida, Adinetidae.